Messenger RNA from Uloborus diversus, 1484 nucleotides. Its product is annotated as crooked neck-like protein 1. Bases 162 to 1484 code for a protein of 440 amino acids. Lineage: Eukaryota; Metazoa; Arthropoda; Arachnida; Araneae; Uloboridae. The record is from RefSeq and is a predicted model, not a curated record. Gene Ontology annotation, biological process: spliceosomal complex assembly; mRNA splicing, via spliceosome. Gene Ontology annotation, cellular component: precatalytic spliceosome; post-mRNA release spliceosomal complex; Prp19 complex. The transcript is spliced from 11 exons. Gene Ontology annotation, molecular function: protein binding.
GCCAGACUCAAGGAACUAGCUGACAAAAACUGAAAAAUAACGGAAGAUCUGCAGAUGGUAUUCAAAUGUUUCUCAGAAAAAAAAUAACAAAGUAGAAAAUUAUUGUGUCAAAGAAAGAGAUAAAUUUUUUAAUUGAACAGUUUCUUAAAUCUACUGGAACUAUGGCGAGCUAUAUAGCACAACCUCAAAAAGUACCGAAAGUUGCGAAGGUUAAAAACAAAACACCAGCAGAAAUUCAAAUUACUGCUGAGCAGUUAUUACGUGAAGCAAAAGAAAGAGACUUCGAAAUAUUACCCCCGCCUCCCAAGCAAAAGAUAUCUGAUCCAGAGGAACUUGUUGAAUAUCAGUUACGAAAACGAAAAACAUUUGAAGAUAACAUAAGAAAAAAUAGAACUUUAAUUAAUAAUUGGAUUAAAUACGCUCAGUGGGAAGAAAGUCAAAAAGAAGUCAAUAGAGCUCGUUCAAUUUAUGAGAGAGCUUUGGAUGUAGAUCACAGGAAUGUUACCUUAUGGUUAAAGUAUGCUGAAAUGGAAAUGAAACAUCGGCAAGUAAAUCAUGCUCGCAACAUAUUUGAUCGUGCUGUUACCAUCCUCCCUCGUGUUAACCAAUUUUGGUACAAGUAUACUUAUAUGGAACAAAUACUGGAUAAUAUUGCUGGAGCAAGACAAAUAUUUGAAAGAUGGAUGGACUGGGAGCCUCAUGAGCAAGCUUGGCUGACUUAUAUUAAGUUUGAGCUUAGAUUUAAAGAAAUUGAUCUUGCUCGACACAUCUAUGAGCGUUUUGUCAUUGUUCACUUUGAGGUUAAAAACUGGAUUAGGUAUGCAAGGUUUGAAGAAACAAAUGGUUUCAUUUCUAGAGCUAGAUCUGUUUAUGAGCGUGCCGUUAAAUUUUAUGGUGAAGAAUAUAUGGAUGAAAAACUAUUUGUUGCAUUUGCCAAAUUUGAAGAAAAUCAAAAAGAGCAUGACCGUGUAAGAAGGAUAUAUAAAUAUGCCUUAGACAAGAUACCAAAAGAAAAAGCUCAGGAGCUUUUUAAGAACUAUACCAUUUAUGAAAAAAAGUAUGGAGAUAGAACAGGGAUAGAAAAUGUGAUUGUUAGUCAAAGAAAAUUUCAAUAUGAAGAGGAAACAAAGAAUAAUCCCUUGAAUUAUAACAAUUGGUUUGAUUACUUGAGACUAAUGGAAAGUGAAAGCAGUAUUGAAGAAACAAGAGAGGUGUAUGAAAGAGCAAUUGCAAAUGUGCCUAUAAAGAAAGAAAAAAGGUACUGGAGAAGGUAUAUUUAUCUCUGGAUAAAUUAUGCACUAUAUGAAGAGUUGAAUGUGAAAGGUGUUGAAGAAGACAAAACAAGAGAAGUCUAUUUGGCAUGUUUGAAUAUCAUACCUCACAAAGUAUUUACAUUUGCAAAGGUUUGGCUUUUGGCUGCAGAAUAUGAAAUUAGAGAGAAAAAUUUAAUGGCUGCAAGAAAACUUUUGGUAAUUUAUUUUUAA